AUGAAGUCAUACAAUCAUAUAGCAGAAUCAAAUUUCAGGUCUCCUCUGAGAAUUUCUGGAGAUGCGCAAGACAUUAGAGAUGGCGACUCCGUGCUUGAGGGCAACAGGCCCUCGUUUGCAACGACUUCUAUAGAAAUCCCGGAAAUAAAUGCGAGUUUAUUCGAUGAAGCGUAUGAUAGUGAUCAAAACUUAUUUUCUGACGGCGUUUUUGUUAUAACGGAUGAGCCGACCGAUUGCGAAAUUAUUCAAAUGGUAGAUGAUGGAACAAGUUAUUUAGAAGGAAUUAAUGAUUUAAAUUCCUUAGAAUCGAAUUUUAUAGAUAUAUUUGAUGACUCUAAUGGAUCACCGGUGAAUCCUAUAUCGGUAGAGGAUGCAUACAAUCAACUCUCAGAGAGCCAAAAUAGCGAAAACGAAGUUCAAAUCACAUCGCAGAGAAAUGUUUCUUCCAAUCAUGGUGGUUAUAAUCAGCCAAACAAUAAUCAAUCAACUGAAGAGGAUGAAGAUUGCAUUAUGGGACCAAUAAAUUGGGUAUCUGAAAAAAAAUUGCAGUUCCCGUCUGAUUAUUACUCUUUAAACAAUAGUGAACCGGCUACAUCUUACAAAUUUAUCGAUAACGAAGAUAACUCUGGAGAAAUUGUAAAAAUACUGGAAGAUGUAGAAUUUUUAUUCAAGUGUCCGAUAUGCUAUUCCACGAUUACUAGGUUUAGAUCAGGGAAAUUACCUAAUGAUAAUGAUAGGGUGAUAUAUUCUACCAAGUGUGGGCAUCUUUUUUGCUAUGAAUGCAUUGAAAACGUAAAGAAGAGAAGGGAAUGCUCAAUCUGUCGUAAAAAACUGAAAGACAGCAGCCACUGUCACGUCGUUUUCCCAUAG
Molecule: messenger RNA, 870 nt
Organism: Theileria equi strain WA
Lineage: Eukaryota; Apicomplexa; Aconoidasida; Piroplasmida; Theileriidae
Exons: 1
Coding region: 1-870 (289 amino acids)
Source: RefSeq, a predicted model, not a curated record